Molecule: messenger RNA, 2167 nt
Organism: Orussus abietinus
Lineage: Eukaryota; Metazoa; Arthropoda; Insecta; Hymenoptera; Orussidae
Gene: Aldh
Product: aldehyde dehydrogenase, mitochondrial
Exons: 9
Coding region: 281-1813 (510 amino acids)
Molecular function (GO): aldehyde dehydrogenase (NAD+) activity
Source: RefSeq, a predicted model, not a curated record
AUCUGAAGGACAGAAUUCAAGUCCUCUCUCAAAAAGGUUAAGGUCAUUCGACUGGAGGCGAAGCUUACGGAACGAAGUAGUUUUUUACGGGUCGCACAAAGAAAACGCUGUAAUUUUUAAAGAAAACAUAAUCACCCAAAUCCAUCUGAAAAUCAAGAAUAAGGAAUUUAAUUGACACGUGCUUUUUUAUAGUAGAGUUUAUAAGAAAUAUUCAAGUAAAGCUCGUAAAAAAAGAGAAUUUUAAGUUGUUUGACUUCGCUGUAACGAGUUACGCAGAAUCAUGUUUAGAUUAUUGACUAAACUGAAGCAUUCUCGCGGUUUUGCCACCGCUGCACUUCCUACUCCGGAAACGAGGCCUCCUAUUCUAUACACGGGUAUUUUUAUAGACAAUGAGUGGCACAAAUCGCAGUCUGGGAAAACCUUUCCCUCGGUCAAUCCAACAACUGGCGAAAUUAUCGCCGAGGUUCAGGAAGGAGAUGCAGCAGAUAUACAUCAAGCGGUACAAGCUGCAAGAAAGGCGUUCAAUAUAAAUAGCGAAUGGAGGACCAUGGAUGCAUCUCAUCGAGGAGUCUUAUUGAAUAAACUGGCCGACCUUCUUGAAAGAGACAGCGUCUACCUUGCGUCAUUGGAGACGUUUGACAAUGGAAAGCCUUACUCUACAGCCUACGGAUUCGAUGUUGCUUCGAGUAUAGGCACAUUAAGAUAUUGUGCCGGUUGGGCAGAUAAAAAUCAUGGCAAAGUGAUUCCAAUCGAUGGGAAGUACAUAGCUUAUACGAGACACGAGCCUGUCGGAGUAUGCGGACAAAUCAUUCCAUGGAACUUCCCUCUUUUAAUGAUGGCUUGGAAGUUGGGCCCCGCUUUGGCAACAGGGAACACAAUCAUCUUGAAACCUGCCGAGCAAACUCCAUUGACAGCAUUAUACUUUGCACAGCUGACGAAGGAAGCUGGAUUUCCAAGUGGCGUUGUCAAUGUUGUGCCUGGAUUUGGUAAUGCAGGAGCUACGUUGUCCUCGCACAUGCAAGUCGACAAAGUAGCUUUUACGGGUUCAACUGAAGUGGGCAAACUAGUGCAACAAGCUGCAGCGUCGAGCAAUCUGAAGAGGACUACAUUAGAACUGGGAGGAAAAUCUCCUAAUAUUAUUUUUAAGGACGUUGAUAUCGAUUACGCAGUCGAGAUGGCUCACUUCGGAUUGUUCUUCAACAUGGGCCAGUGCUGCUGUGCAGGAUCCCGAACGUUCGUAGAAGACAAAAUCUACGAUGAGUUUGUGGAGAAGAGUGCAGCUCGUGCCAAAUCCCGAACUGUCGGAGACCCUUUUGACCAAAAAGUGGAACAGGGGCCACAGAUAGACGAAGAGCAACUGAACAAGAUCAUGAGCAUGAUUGAGUCUGGAAAGGAGCAAGGUGCUAAACUGGUUCAAGGAGGUCAUAGAGUUGGUGAUAAAGGAUACUUCGUUGCACCAACAGUGUUCGCCGAUGUCAAAGAUGAGAUGACUAUCGCUAAGGAAGAGAUUUUUGGACCAGUGCAGCAGAUUUUGAAGUUCUCCGACAUGGAUGAAGUAAUGUCACGAGCAAAUCACAGUAUCUAUGGUCUCGCAGCAGCAGUAUUCACUAAAGAUAUCGACAAAGUUAACCAUGCUAUUCAAACGCUUCGUGCUGGCACAGUUUGGGUGAAUACAUACAACACAGUGACCACUCAGGCUCCAUUUGGAGGUUAUAAAAUGUCAGGCCAAGGAAGAGAACUCGGAGCGUAUGGACUCGAGCCAUACACCGAAGUGAAAAGUGUUAUUAUGAAGGUCACCGAGAAGUACAGUUAAGUGAAAUAAGCCUGUCGUAAAAUUACGGUAUUUGGUAAUCAGGUACGUCAUGAUUGACUUGGCCUGUUGCAUUUCUACUGAUUUUGUACUUACGUAAUGUAAAAGCAUUAUAUUGAACGAUGCAAAGAUACUGUAAAAAAAAAAGGAACCUGUCCCACAAAUGUUCAAGGACUCUUUAAACGCAGUUACAAUGCAUGGUUAAACAAGGUGUUUCAGGAAAACUAGCGAAAGGAGUGUCCUUAAAGUUUGUAUUCGUCAUUAGAAAAAUAUUUCUACAUAACAUCAUUAUCUUUAAACUCGUGACUUUCACUAUACCGAUAAGCUCUUGUUUCAAAUAAAUAUAAAUAAAUUAUA